Dermatophagoides pteronyssinus (European house dust mite) is the source of this 601-nucleotide messenger RNA. RefSeq lists its product as uncharacterized. Gene Ontology annotation, biological process: regulation of transcription by RNA polymerase II; developmental process. Gene Ontology annotation, molecular function: protein dimerization activity; RNA polymerase II transcription regulatory region sequence-specific DNA binding; DNA-binding transcription factor activity, RNA polymerase II-specific. The record is from RefSeq and is a predicted model, not a curated record. NCBI's taxonomy places the organism in Eukaryota, Metazoa, Arthropoda, Arachnida, Sarcoptiformes, Pyroglyphidae.
GUAUCGUGUUAUGGAUCAUCAUCAGACAUUGAAACAUCAUUCUAAUACGGAAGAAGUGUCCUAUGUUCAUGAUUCAAUCGAUAUGGAUUGGAAUAUUCAAUGUGAUUUAUCAAAUCCUGAAUCAUCAUCUACAUCAUCAGAAAAAAGACAAACAAAUCAUCAUAGACAAUCAUCCGGUACAUUGAAAUCAAAAUCAACAUAUAAACAUAUACCACAUCGUGAAAAACCAGUUCAUUUAGUAGCGAAAAGAAAUGCUAGAGAAAGAAAACGUGUACAAGCAGUUAAUAUGGCAUUUAUGCGUCUUCGUCGUUGUGUUCCGGUUGAAAAUCGUACAAAACGUUUAUCAAAAGUUAAAACAUUACAUCGAGCAAUUGAAUAUAUUGCUGCAUUGGAUAGUAUAUUGAAACAAGAUCAAAUUUCGAAUGCUACGAAAGAUAAUAUUAUCAAUGAAAAUGACCAAUGUUCAUUUCGAUCUUCAUUAAGGCCAGCAACAAUGAUAAUCAAUGAUGAUGAUAAGGAUCAAGAUCAAUGUAUUAUGCUCAAUCCACAAUCCAACAACAGAAUAUUGCGUGAUUCACAGAAUCUUUCAAAAGAUUUAUGA